AAGUAUAUUAAAGAGUCUUCUGUAGAAUCUCUUCGUAUUACUGAUAGUACUAUUAAAUUUCUUGAUAGGCAAGGAGACCAGGUUCCUAUUAAUUUAGCAUCAGAAAUUAAUGAUAAUUUGUUAGAAACUCGUAUGCCUCUCUUUAUUAAAGAUCUUCACCGAAUCGGUGACCCUGCAAAAGAACUCUGUAAGGUUGAAGGUACAAGUUUGGAACCAACAGAUAGAUUAUCUUUGUAUUCGGAUUCAACUCUGUCGUUGGGAGAAAGAUUAGCAAUGUAUAAUUGGGAUGAAGAAGUUAAAAAAGAAAUGAAGGAUCGAUUUACCUAUCGAAGUUAUAAGAAUGCAUUGAGGAUUACCCAAAUGAAUAUUAGAAAUUUUAAUGUAUUACUGGAAGAAGCACGAUUAGGGAGUCAAAAGGGGAUUGAGCAAUUACUAGCCCUUGAUUAA
Molecule: messenger RNA, 447 nt
Organism: Racocetra persica
Lineage: Eukaryota; Fungi; Glomeromycota; Glomeromycetes; Diversisporales; Gigasporaceae
Source: the annotation of a GenBank genome assembly